This is a messenger RNA of Morus notabilis, 2154 nucleotides long. Its product is annotated as trihelix transcription factor PTL. NCBI's taxonomy places the organism in Eukaryota, Viridiplantae, Streptophyta, Magnoliopsida, Rosales, Moraceae. The transcript has 2 exons. The coding region runs from base 243 to 2045 and encodes 600 amino acids. The record is from RefSeq and is a predicted model, not a curated record.
GAUGUCCUGUGCAUAAGUUCGAGCUUUUUCGUGGACGACACGAUCCGACUCUGCCGCACUAGUCUCUCUCUCCCCCUCUUUCUCUCUCUACAACAUUUCUCUCUCUCUCUCUCUUUCCUAACUCAAGCUCACCCCAUUAAUUUUCUCUGCUUUUGCUUAUUCUCAGAACUACUAGUAGUAGUAGUAGAAGAAUAGUAGUAAAGACUAGAAGAAGAAGAAAUCAUAUUCGAUUAAUAUCAUCCAUGGAAAUGGAGGAUCACCAUCACCACCACCAUCAGUACGCCUCCAUCGCCGAUCUCCGGCAGCUCAUGAACGGCCGCUCCAACUUAAUCCCCUCCAACAUCCCUCCGACAGCCCCCGCCGCAGCUGAGCACCUCUUUUCCCCCGCCCCACCGCCGCAGCAGCCCACCUUUGAGAUGAUGAUGAUGGGCCGCCCCGUCUCCGCCGUCGAGAUCAUGCCACGUGGCUUCCCCCAUCCCCACCAUCAUCCUCAUCCUCCUCCUCCUCAUCAUCAUCACCAUCCUCACGACUUUCGCUCUGAUAAUAACUCUGCUGGCAACUCCACGGCAUCUAUCACCGCGGUGACAGCUACAACUAACUCAGCCCCUUCUACUCUCAGCGGCGGCGGCGGCGGCGGCUGGGAAGCCGAGACCGGAGGCUGUCUCGGUGGAGACGGCGGCACCGGUAGGUGGCCGAGACAGGAGACUCUCACUCUCUUGGAGAUCAGAUCACGGCUUGAUUCCAAGUUCAAAGAGGCCAAUCAAAAAGGUCCUCUCUGGGAUGAGGUUUCUAGGAUUAUGUCCGAAGAACAUGGGUACCAAAGAAGUGGGAAAAAGUGCAGAGAAAAGUUCGAAAACUUGUACAAAUACUACAAGAAAACCAAGGAAGGAAAAGCCGGUAGACAAGAUGGUAAGCACUAUAGAUUCUUUCGUCAACUUGAAGCUCUUUAUGGAGAAACCGGCAACCAAGUUUCGGUCCCGGAUCAUCAAACCCAAUACAUGUCUAACAAUCUUCAGUUCUUAACUAGUACUAAUCCAAGUAGUAGUACUCAUCACCAAGAUCAAUUGGCCUACAAUAACAACAACCAGUCACACAAUAGCCUUAGCCUCUCGAAUUCCUCCGAGUUCGAGUCGUCCUCCUCGGACGACAACGACUCGUCGGAGAAGCGGAAGAACAGGCGGGGCGGUUCGAGGGGGUGGAAGGCGAAGAUAAAGGAGUUCAUCGACGCGCAGAUGCGGAAGCUGAUGGAGAAGCAAGAGGCUUGGUUGGAGAAGCUGGUGAAAACCCUUGAGCAGAAAGAGAAGGAGAGGAGCUUGAGAGAAGAAGAAUGGAGGAAACAAGAGGCUGCUAGAAUAGAGAAAGAGCACAAGUUUUGGGCCAAAGAGAGGGCUUGGAUCGAAGCUCGGGAUUCGGCUUUAAUGGAUGCUUUGAAGAACAUAACAGGAAAAGAAAUUGACUACAAAGGUAUAGUACUUUCUUCGUCGCCGGAUCAGGGUCUAAACCAAGACCAUGAUCAAGAUCACGGGAGUACUGAGAUAGAAAACAAUAAUAACAAUAUUCACCAUCAAAGUAACUGGCUUGAACCGGAGAUAACGAGGCUAAUUCAGUUGAGGACGAGCAUGGAUUCGAGGUUUUCGCAAGGCGGGUUUUCGGAGGAGGUUUUGUGGGAGGACAUAGCGGCGAAGAUGGCUUGUUUGGGGUAUGAUAGGAACGGUUUCAUGUGUAGGGAGAAGUGGGAGAGUAUCAAUAAUGAGUACGUGAAGAAAUCUAGUAAAUUAGAAAUGUCAAGUAAGAAGAGGAAGGAGAUCAAUUCUAGAGGUUAUAAUAAUAACGAGUCCUCUACUUCAUUGUACAAUCAUGGAGGUUAUAAUUGUGAUCAAAUGAAUGAUGGUACUGCUAAUUCUUCUCCUUCCCCUUCUAAUGCGAAUGUGGGAAGUACUACUCAUGAUCAUAGUUGUUUUCCGGCUUUCUUGAUUGGAGAAGGGUCAGAGAAUUUGUGGGAGAAUUAUGGGCUCAAGAUUAACAAGGGAGGGCAAAAUCAGUGAUGAUAUGUUGAUGAUGAUGAUGAUGAUGAUGAUGAUGAUGAUGAAGAUGGAGCAGACGACAGUACUUGUUCAGUCGUUUGAAUCAGCAGGCCAUGAUGUAAGCAUGUGG